This is a messenger RNA of Ficedula albicollis (Collared flycatcher), 3414 nucleotides long. RefSeq names its product activating transcription factor 1 (gene ATF1). The record is from RefSeq and is a predicted model, not a curated record. Gene Ontology annotation, cellular component: nucleus; ATF4-CREB1 transcription factor complex. Gene Ontology annotation, molecular function: protein binding; DNA-binding transcription factor activity, RNA polymerase II-specific; RNA polymerase II cis-regulatory region sequence-specific DNA binding. The transcript is spliced from 7 exons. Lineage: Eukaryota; Metazoa; Chordata; Aves; Passeriformes; Muscicapidae. Gene Ontology annotation, biological process: regulation of transcription by RNA polymerase II. The coding region runs from base 102 to 1043 and encodes 313 amino acids.
CUGUCCCAGUGAGAGCAGAACCAUCAGGCACUGGUGGAACUGGGCCCUGCCUGCUGUCCAGGUGCAUGACUAACUGGAUUUCACUGGUUUUCUCCUAGCUGAUGAUGGAAGAGGUGCACAAGGGUGGCAGCAGCAGCUCUGUUCCGUCCCAGCCCUCAGCUGUACAAGGUACAACCCUGCAGGCAGCUCAGCUCUCUCAUAUUGCUCAACAGAUGUCUCUCAGAGGUUCUGCUCCCCUCACAGUGGUUCAGCUUCCUGGAGAGCAGGUGCAGGUGCAGGGGGUGAUUCAGACAGCUCAGUCCUCCUCUGUGAUCCACUCCCCGCAGGUGCAAACCGUGCAGGUAUCUUCCCUGUCUGAGAGUGAGGAUUCUCAGGACUCCUCAGACAGCAUUGGCUCCUCACAGAAGGCUCGAGGCAUCUUGGCUCGUCGUCCAUCCUACAGAAAAAUUUUGAAAGAUCUUUCUUCAGAAGACACACGGGAUAGAAAAGGAGAUGAGGAAAGUCCUGGGGUCUCCACUGUCACCUCCAUGUCUGUCCCCACACCCAUCUACCAGACAAGCACUGGACAGUACAUUGCCAUCGCUGCCAACGGGCUGCAGCUGCCGGGGGCAGACGGGGUGCAGGGGCUGCAGACCCUGAGCGUGGCCGGCGCCUCCCAGCCCGGCACCAUCCUGCAGUACGCCCAGACCUCGGACGGGCAGCAGAUCCUGGUGCCCAGCAACCAGGUGGUGGUGCAGACUGCCUCUGGGGACAUGCAGACCUACCAGAUCCGCAGCACGGCCAGCAGCUCCUCCCUGCCCCAGACCGUGGUGAUGACCUCCCCUGUCACCCUGACCUCCCAGAGCAGCAAGACAGACGAUCCCCAGCUGAAAAGGGAGAUCAGGCUGAUGAAGAACAGAGAAGCUGCCAGGGAGUGCCGUAGGAAGAAGAAGGAAUAUGUGAAAUGUUUGGAAAAUCGAGUGGCAGUCCUGGAAAAUCAGAACAAAACUCUAAUUGAAGAGCUAAAAACUUUGAAAGAUCUGUACUGUCAUAAAAGUGUGUAAGAAGAGAAGGUAAAAACCUUUGGGGACUGGUGAAAUAUCAAGAGGAGAAUUUUUUUUUUAUACUGAAUUUUUUAAACUAGAUGAAAGGUCAAAAAAAUGAAACUUUUCUACCUAGAUUUCACAGCUCAAAGACUCUAUAGAUUUUCUUUACAACAUGUUGGUGACAAAGUACAAACAGGAAACAAGAAAACCUCACCAAAAUUCCUGCUGGCACAACUGGAAACUGAGAAAUUCAAGAUUGCAGCUACAGUGGAAGGACAGUCACACGUGGCAGGGCAGGUGAUGAGAGUUUCUUUGAAAAUUCCUCUGAAUAUUUCUGAUAAGAGAGGUAAAAUUUGGUUACAAAGAAAACAUGGAUGAAACAGAAUCCUUGCCGUAGCUGCCAUUAUUAGUAACCUUUAUAACCAGUGUAUGUUUUGAUUUCUUACUCUUUUUCAAGCCUUUUUCCUUCAGUUAUUUGUCUGUAAAUAUUUUUAUUUUAACCUGUAAGUUGGUAUUUACAGGUGCAGAUGAUAAAAAAGCUGAUACUUUGCUCGAGGUAUAAAUUAUGUUUUUACUCUUUCUCAGAUGACAAUUGAAAAAGUUGCGAUUUUUUUUUUUUCCCAUGUUUGCUGUGUUUAUCAGAUUGGGGAAGGAUCUGCAGAAGGCAGCAAGAGGUUUGGUCCUGGAAAUGUCUGAGGCAGGGAAAAUUGUGUUGAUUUUCUUAGAGAAUUCAACACAUCAGUGAUUUUAAAGCACAGUGGGAAGGACAAGGACUGGUGACAAAAUUGAGAAGAAAUUCUAAGAUUAAAAUUCCGACAUUUUUUAAUUUUGCAAGAGUUUGUUCUUAGUUCUGGGCAUGAGAAACAUCAAUUAUUGAAAAUUAAAGUGUGUGCUGAUCAUAUCUACAAUUAACCACUCAGUGCUUGUCCUGGCCAGGGAUUCUCCUGGGCUUUGGAACAUGAAACCAAAUAGAAGAAAAAUGAUGUAGUAAAAAAUGGAAGAUCUAUACCAAAGGGUUUUGAGGUUCUAAUCUCUGGUUUAUUGCUGGGAGUAGAAAAUUACAAUUUCCAGCCUAAUUUUGUAAGGUAGGAGCUAUUUUGCAAAGUAAGGGUGUCUUUGUAAGCAAAUUCUAUAUUGCAAACAGGGAGAUGGUUGGUAUAUUUUGUAGCUAAAUUGUGAUCUUUACAAAACCUGAAAUUGAGUUUCUAUACGUAUUUUGACAGUUUAUAUCUUUCAUUUUAGUAACCAAAUGAAAUAUUUUGUGAACCAGAUUUUCAAGGAUAUAUUUUUAUGGAUAGUACAAAGUCAAAUGAGAUCCUCUUUGGUGUAGGAGAUACUUGAAUUAAUUUUGUAUGUCUGUAGGCAACUUGCAGAAAAAAAUGGAUCCUGAAGAGUAUUGGGGGGGAGAAAAAAGAGGAAAAAAAAAAAGAAAUGAGGGCUUUUUACUCCCCAGAGUUGACAAUUUCUGCACAUUAGAUCUCAUUGUGUCAGAGAGUCCAGUUUGUAAGAUUUUAAUUUGUUUCAGGUGAAAAUCAAAAGUUUGAAAUGACCAGGACUCCUUUACCUGGGGAAUCUCCAUUCUUGGAGACCCCCAGAGCUGUCUGGCUGUGGGGCUGGUGGCCAGGGCACGGUCCUGGUGGCCAGGGCAUGGUCCUGGUGGACAGGGCAUGGUCCUGGCCAGGCUGUGAUCCUGGUGGUCAGGCUGUGUCCCUGGUGGCCAGGCCAUGUCCCUGGUAGCCAGGCUGUGUCCCUGGUGGCCAGGCCAUGGUCUGGGCAGAUGCUGGAGGUGACUGCAGUGCUUCUUGCAUGAGCCAUGAACCAUUUCCAAGGCUGGGAUUGAAUCCUGCUCCCAGUCCUGCAGUGGGAGUCUCACCGUGGGCUGGGAGCUCCCUGUGUGCUCAGCUCUGCUGGAAUUCCCAGCUCUGCUCCCUCCCUGGGUGUGUGACACUUACCCCAUGGUCAGUCAGUGCUUUUGAUUCCUUUGCAAAUUACUGGACUUGUAGCAGGCAGAGCUCUUUGCCAUGAGCAAUCUGCAUUCCACAAUCUCCUGGUUAGUGGGCUAGGAAAGGAUUUUUUUUUCCCCUGAAGUUUCCAAGUCUCUGAUUGUUGUGGGCACGAGUCCCAGUGUGUUUCCUUUAGGCCAGGCUGCAGUGAGACUCCUGGUCAUCACCACAUCAGAAAAACAAGUUUUGUGGCACAUCAGAAAUAAGGUUGGGGAAGUCCAAACCUGAGGGAGCUGCUCCUGGAGAGGUGUGGGUGUUUCCUGUUCCUCUGGUGGAAUUUCAGGCAGAUGGAGCAGCCUGGAACCUCAGAGAGCUGGACCUUCCCUCAGCUCUGUGACCUGGCACGUGGGAGAGGUUUGACCUGCAGCUCUGAACUGCUCUGGGAA